Dictyostelium discoideum AX4 is the source of this 4998-nucleotide messenger RNA. RefSeq lists its product as hypothetical. NCBI's taxonomy places the organism in Eukaryota, Evosea, Eumycetozoa, Dictyosteliales, Dictyosteliaceae. The record is from RefSeq and is a predicted model, not a curated record. The transcript has 5 exons. The annotation marks the transcript as partial.
AUGAUUAAUAAUAAUGAAAAUAGUACAGUUUUACCUUCACCUUCAAUUCCAAAAAUUGUAGAUGAUUUCCCACCUUUAGCAAAGAAACAACCAAAAGAAAAUAAUAAUAGUAAUAAUAAUAAUAAUAAUAAUAAUAGUAUAUUCCCAAAUUUAGAAAAUAUGAAAAAAUCUACAAUUCAAGAAAUUGAAAAUACAGUACAUAUAUAUACAACUAUUAUAUUUAAUAGGUUAUAUUCUACAACUUUAUUAACUGAAUUACAUUGGAUAAUUAAAUUCCUCACAACACUACAAAUUGAAAUUUAUAAAUCACCACCACCACCUAAAAAAGCAAUAAUAAUAGUACCAUCUCCUACAUCAAUCUUUGAAAAUAUAGAAAGUUCACUUUUAUUCAUAAUUAAACAAAUUAAAUCAAUUCUACCACUACUUCAACUUUUAGAACCAAAUUUUUUAAUACAAUUAUCUGAAAAUCAAUUUCGCUAUUAUUAUUAUUAUUAUUAUUAUUAUUAUUAUUAUUAUUAUUAUUAUUAUUAUUAUUAUUAUUAUUAUUUUACUAAUUUACUAAAUCAUUAUGAAGCAACAUUAUGUAAAAGGUUAAAUGAUAUUAGUAUUUAUCAAAAUGAAGAAUAUUCAAAUAUAAAUCAAAAAUCAGAUUUUAAUAAGAAUAAUAUAAACUUUAGGAUAGCAUCACCAUUUAGAAGUGAAAUGGAUUUUCAAAAAAGAUUAAGAAAAUCUGAAGAUCAAAGUAUAUUAAGUAAUAGAGAGAAAUCAUUUGACCAAUUUCAUGAAUUAAUUAGAUUAUUUCAAUUAGAUUAUAAACAACAACAACCAACACCACCACCACCACCAUCAGUUUCACAACAACAGCAACAUGGUAAUAGUACAGAAUUUGAAUAUAAAACUAAAGAAUUCUUCAACUUGUUACAUAAAAGUAAUAUUUGGUGGUUUUGUGAUUUAUUCAUUGACAAAUACAUUCAAUCAAGUAACAUAUAUAAUUCAACAAGUAGUACUAGUAAUAAUAAUAAUAAUAAUAAUAAUUUUAACACAGCAGCAACAACAGUAGCAGGAAAUACAAACACUACAACAACUACAGUUAAUAAAAUACCAAAUUUAGCCGAGACAAUAGCAUCAACAAUGUCAUUAACACCAUUAAAAGGUGGUAGUAAUUCAUCAACAUUUACACCAUCAACACCAACUCAACCUGCUGCAUUAAUACCCGCUGAUAAAAUGCAAUUACUUCAAAAAAGAUUAGAUACUUCACCACAUAAAUCACAACAACAACAACAACAACAACAGCCAUCCACUCAACACCACCAUAAUCACCAUAACCAUAAUCACCACCAUAAUCAUAAUCACCAACAAUACCAACAACAAAAUAACCAAAAUAAUUCAAAUAAAGAGAAUUUAAUCAACUUUUCAAGACCCCCAUCAUCAUCAUCAUCAACAAAUGCUAAACAAACAAACUAUAAUUACAAUCAAAAGCAACAACAACAACAACAACCAUCAUCAUCACCACAUAAAAAAGAAGAAGAAAAUCAAUAUAGUUAUUUAAAUAAAAAUAUUCAAUCAAUUGUAUUAAAAUUUUCAAGUAAAGAAAGAUUUUUUAUAAAUAUGAUUAUAAAUUAUGAUAGUAAUACAUUUUAUCAUCAUUUGGAAUGUAGUAUCAUUGAAAAGAUACAAAUACUUCAAUAUUGUCAAUGCUCGAAUUCAGUUCAUUUUAAUUUACACUAUCCAGAUAAUUUUGAAAGGAUACAAAAUUUGAAAAAGUUAUCGAAAUUGUUAUCAUUGCUAUACCACUUGCCAACUAUACAAUAUACAAGUUAUAAUAUGUCAUUGUUAAUACCAAACUUUAAUGAAAUCUCUAAACGUGCAAAUACAACCUUACCACUUCCAUUGGACAUGAAACAAUUACUCUUUCAAUCCAUUCAAACUGAUCAAUUAUUAUUAUCAAUACCAUUAGUUAUUGAAUUCUUAAAAAUUAGAGACUCAAUUUCAAAAGAGAAUCAACAAUUAAAUGAUUUAUUAAAUUUACUUAAAAAUAUUUAUAAUUUACCAAAUUUAUUAAUAACUUUACAACAACAACAACAACAACAACAAUUACCAUCAUCAAUAAUAACACCAACACCAACUACACCAAUAAACAAUACACCUGUAACACCAUCAUCAUCAUCAUCAUCACCGACAACAACAACAACAAAAAAAAAUAAUAUCGAUACAACAAAUAGUGGACAACAAUCAUUAUUUACAGCAUUAUAUAUUACAUUUGAGUUGGAGCAAUUCUUUGAAGAGAUUAAAGUUAAUCCACAUCAAUUUAAUCAUGUAUCAUUACCAUUUAAAGUGAAUUCACCUUUAAAAAAUACAAUUUCAUCACUCUCACCUUCACCUUCACCUUCACCUUCAAAUCUAAAUAAUAAUAAUAAUAAUAAUAAUAGUAGUAAUAGUAAUUUCAUUACACCACCAACAACACCAACUAAACAACCACAAACCCCAACAACUCCAAAUAACAAUAAUAAUAAUAGUAAUAGUAGUAGCAAUAGUAGUAGCAAUAGUAAUAAUCAAAAUAAUGCAAAUUCAAGUUUAUUAAUUGAUAAUAAUUCAAAAAUUGUAUAUAAUUUACUUUGGCCAUCAAAUAAUAUGAUCAUCAAUAAUAAUAAUAAUUAUAAUAAUAAUAAUGGUUUAUCAGAUUUAAAGAGAUUAUUAAAUGAACCAAUUGAAUUUAAAAAACAACAAGAAAUUGCUGCUGCUGCUGCUGUUGCUGAUUUAAAAUUAAAACAAGAAAAAGAAAAAGAAAAAGAAAAAGAAAAAGAAAAAGAAAAAGAAAAACAAUCUCAAAGUGGUGCACCACCACCACCACCAUCAACUACAACAACUAAUACAACUACAGAAGGAAUGGAUGCAAUUAAAACUACUACAACCAAAACAUUAGUACCAAGACGUAUUACACCAAUGUUAAAGAAUAAAUCGAGUAGUAUGAGUAUUUCACCAACAUCAACGAUUGAUGAUAUAAAAGAAUCACCAUUACAACAUCAAUUAGAAUGGUGGUAUUUUUGGAAUCAUCCUUCAAUUGCAAGAAUUUCAAAUUUACUAUCAGAAACUUUAUUACCUUUCUUUUCUGAAAUGAUUUUUAAUUUAUCAAUACCAAUAAUAAUGAAUCAUUCAAAUGAAUAUGUUAAACAAAUUAUUAUUGAAUUAUCAACUCCAUCAUCAUCAACUCCAUCAUCAACAACAACAACAACAACAACAACAACGGUAUCACCAUCAUCAAAUACUUUAUCAUCAUUAUUAUUAGAUUCAAAUAGAUUACAAGGAUUAAUUAAUACAAUUUAUAGUAAAGUUAAAAUUGAAGCAAGUAAAAAAGUUGAAUUCUAUUGUAUUGAAAAUAUUAAAACACUUGUAUUAUUAUUAUCACCAAAUGGUAUUGAUGAAUCAGUAUUGGAUGUUGGUAGUUCAAUCAUUUGUAGACAUUUGAAAAAAUUAUCUGAAAAUAUUUGUCAACGACAAACUUUACAAAAAAUUGAAAUUCUAAUUAUUGAAAUUAUUACAAGAAAACAAAUAUUAUUAACAACUCAAAUUAAUAAAAAUGAAACUACAAAUAAUAAUAAUAAUAAUAAUAAUGAAGGAAAUAAUAAUAAUAAUAAUAAUAAUUUAAUUUUAAUUAAUAAUAAUGAUAAUUCAUUAUCACAAAUAUUAUCAUUAUCAUUAUCAGAUAUAACUAGAAUGAAUCAACAAUCAUAUUAUUCAUUAGCGUCAAUAAAGUCACAUCAUAUAUCAAUGAUACAAGGUUCACAAGAUGCUAAAUCAAUUUGUAAAGCUAUGGAAUAUCAUCAAAAACUAUUAGAACCUUAUAUAAAUGAAAUUUAUUUUAAUAUUUUCCCACAAAUUAACAAUAACAACAACAACAAUAACAACAACAACAAUAGUUCAAAUUUUGUAAUUGAUAAUAAUUUUAAUAAUUUACAAAUUGAAUAUAAAAAAUCAGAUUUACAAAUUACUGCUGAAUCAAUAUUUAAUAGAUUAUCAGAUUAUAUAAAAAAAGUUUUAAAUAAUGAAAAUGAAAAUAUUAAUAAUAAUAAUAAUAAUGAUAAUAAUGGUAACAACUUUGAUAUGACACAAUUUAAAAAAUCAUUACCAACUUUAUUUAGAUUAGUUUCUGAUAUAAUUACAAAUCAUUCAAUUUUAACAAAUUUUCAUCAAUAUAGUAAAUCAAUUUUUAAUGAUAUAAAUGAUAAUAAUAAUAAUAAUAAUAAUGAUACUAAAAAUAAGGAGGAAAAUAAUAAAAAUAAUAAUAAUAAUGAAAAUAUAACAGAUGGUAUUAUAUUUAAUGUUGAUUUUAAUUCAUUUUCAAUUGUACAAAUGAAUGAUUCAUUCAUAACAACAUUACCAAUUAAUGAAAAUAUAACAACAUCAUUUAGUAAAACAACAAUCACUAUUAUAAAAAUAUUUAAUGAAAUUCAUCCAGACUUUAUGGAAAUUUUAACAAAUUAUUUAUUACCAUCUUCAAAGAUAUUCAAUUUAGUAAUUCAAACUAUUCAAUUUAUUAAAUCAACUUUAUUAAUUCAAAAGCAACAACAAAAAUAUCAACAACAUCAAGAAGAAAAAGAAGAAAAAGAAGAAAAUGAAAAAGAAAAAGAAAAAGAAAUUGAUUUUAUUGAAUUAAAGAAAGAAGAGGAAUUUUUAUGUAGUAAAAUUGAAAAUUGUUUCAAUUGGUUACAUUGUUUUGAUUGGUUAUUCAUUACAUUAAUACAAGAAAAUAUUAUUAAAAUCAUUUCUUUAGAAAGUAGUUGGAUAAAUAUAUUUGAUAGAUGUUUAACUUUUAUUUUUGAAUGUGAUUCAAAUAAUAAUACAACAGCAACAACAACAACAACAGCAACAACAUCCCAACCAGAAAUUUCAGAUGAUAAUAAUAAUAAUAAUAAUAAUAAUUAUAAAGAAAAUCAAUCAAAUCAUUUAUUAAUUGGUGCUAGUGUAUUAGGAUCAUUUUUAAAGUAUAUUUGUCAAUUU